This is a messenger RNA of Sipha flava (yellow sugarcane aphid), 1056 nucleotides long. RefSeq lists its product as uncharacterized. Gene Ontology annotation, molecular function: DNA binding. Lineage: Eukaryota; Metazoa; Arthropoda; Insecta; Hemiptera; Aphididae. The record is from RefSeq and is a predicted model, not a curated record. The coding region runs from base 103 to 1056 and encodes 317 amino acids. Gene Ontology annotation, biological process: regulation of transcription by RNA polymerase II. Gene Ontology annotation, cellular component: transcription regulator complex; nucleus. The transcript is spliced from 2 exons.
CUGAAUCCGUGCGUUGCGUGCGUUGCGUGUAUUGCGGGCGAUGCGUGCACGCAAAUAAAACCAACUGCAACAAAGUACGAACAUGUCCUAACUGGCCGUAACAUGCGUGCGAUGCGUUUUAACGCACCGCACAAAAUAGAGCUUGUUCUAUUUUCCAACGCAACGUUGUGCGUCAAGACACAUUGUCAAUUAUUUAAAUUUAUUUUUUUUUGUAUUUCAAAAAUGGAUGUUCUUAUUUCCGAAGUACAAAAAAGAUCAGUACUUUGGAAUAAAUGGGAACCAAAAUUUAAAGAUCGGGUAGUGGCAGACAGGCAUUGGGAUUCUGUAUCCAAAGAACUUGGAAUGUCAAAAGACGAUGUUAAAAAAAAGUGGAGAAGUCUUAGAGAUCAAUUUUUAAAAGAAUUUAAAAAAAUCCCUUACAGUCGUUCAGGAAGUAGCCAAGAAUAUGCUGCGCUAUAUCAAGGCAGAUGGAGCUAUUUUCGUGCGAUGUUAUUUUUGAAGGACACUGUCACACUAAGAAUAAGUGAUGGAAAUAUAUCCGAUGUAGACGUAGAUGAGGUUGAAGAAGACAUCAAUGAGGAACAAGACGAACUCGAGGAUGUUGACCAGUCAUUAGAACUAAAUAUUUCUACAAAUGAUUAUAAUACUUCAUCACCCCCGUCAACUUCAUUUACGACAACUAAAAAAAAAAAUAAGAGAUCAAAAAAACAAGAAACGGGUAAUACUUUUGAACAACAACUGAUUGAUCUUGAAACUAGAAAACUAGCCGCAUUAACUGAAUCACCCGCUCCAGAUGACGAAGAUAUGCAUUUUUUUAAAUCCAUUCUUCCAUAUUUUAAAAAAAUGAGCCCCAUUCAAAAAUUACGAGUGAGAAACGAGUUCCAAAAUAUUUUGAUACGUGAAAGUGUACCACCACAGCAAUACAUCGGCACAACAAAUUCACAUAACCAAAAUUACAUUAUUCCAUCAGUCUCUACCGUACAUCCAACAUACACUUCCAUACCACCAUCUUUACCAAAUUUCCACUAUUCAGACGACACACAUUCUAGUAUUUAA